Messenger RNA from Miscanthus lutarioriparius, 822 nucleotides. The record is from the annotation of a GenBank genome assembly. Lineage: Eukaryota; Viridiplantae; Streptophyta; Magnoliopsida; Poales; Poaceae.
AUGCAGAUAGAGGGUGGUUCUGAAGGUGUAAUAGUUGGUGGAACGACAGGAGAGGGUCACCUAAUGAGCUGGGAUGAACACAUUAUGCUUAUCGGGCAUACUGUUAACUGCUUUGGCACUAGAAUUAAAGUGAUAGGCAACACAGGAAGUAAUUCUACCAGAGAGGCUGUUCACGCAACAGAGCAGGGAUUUGCUGUUGGCAUGCAUGCAGCUCUCCACAUCAAUCCUUACUAUGGGAAGACCUCAACUGAAGGAUUGAUCUCUCAUUUCGAGGCUGUUCUGCCGAUGGGUCCAACCAUCAUUUACAAUGUGCCAUCCAGGAGUGGCCAGGAUAUUCCUCCUCAAGUUAUUGAUGCACUUUCAGGUUAUUCAAACCUGGCAGGAGUGAAAGAAUGUGUCGGACAUGAGAGGGUCAAGUGCUACACUGACAAAGGUAUAACAAUAUGGAGUGGUAAUGAUGAUGAAUGCCAUGAUUCUAGGUGGAAAUAUGGUGCCACUGGAGUUAUUUCUGUAGCAAGCAACCUUGUUCCUGGUCUCAUGCGUAGUCUCAUGUAUGAAGGGGGGAAUGCAUUGCUAAAUGAGAAGCUGCUGCCUCUGAUGAAAUGGUUAUUCUGCCAGCCGAAUCCCAUCGCACUCAACACUGCUCUGGCUCAGCUUGGGGUGGCAAGGCCUGUUUUCAGAUUGCCGUAUGUUCCUCUUCCUCUUGAGAAGAGGAUUGAGUUUGUCCGGAUUGUUGAAGCUAUUGGACGGGGAAACUUUGUGGGACAGAAAGAGGCACGUGUUCUUGACGAUGAUGAUUUUGUUUUGAUCAGUAGGUAUUAG